AUGGGAAUGCUUCGACAUUCUCUUGCUACUUAUACUAUUAUUAUGUGCAGCACAUUUCACAAUACUACAAAUCUCGGUGUAAUGUCUCAAGGAAACGAGAAACUUAAUCCAUGUGAUAUAGAUGAAAUCGAAGUAAGUUCGGAUAUAUCUGGGAAGGAAACAAAAGAUUCCAAUCAACCUGGAACAACUGAGAGCUUUGUACCACAAACAUACCGUGCAAAAUUGUUUGGUAAUAUUCCAGUAUCUGAACCUCGUGGUGACUUCAUCUGUGAAAGGUCACUUGGAUUACUUAAGGCUCAGCUGCUAACGUCAAAAUCACAUAAGAAAAGAAUCAAAAUUCGCGUGGAUACUAAUGGGAUAAGCGUUCUGGGUUCACGAAAUUCGACAGUGCAUCAUAUACAUAAGUUUGAAAAUAUCACAUUCAUUUGGACCGAUCCUUGUGAUUUGCAGUCAUGUGGAAUUAUAGUCAGACAAAAUACACUUGGUGAAAAUGUUCAUGAAUUUUAUGGUUAUAAGCUUUAUCAGAAUACUCCCAAAUUAAUUCGUGCCUUGAAACAGAUCUAUUCAAACCUUGAUUUAAUGCCAUCCAAUGAAGGUGUAUCUAAUUCAUCAGAAAAUCCCAACGAUACAAAAAGUUUUGAAACUAAAGAGGAAAAUGAUUCUGACUUAAUCCAGCUAGUCGACAUUAGUGAUAGCAUUAACUCACCUAAUGAAAUCCAUCAGAAUAACAAGAAAUAUCCUACUGCAUUCAAUAAAGAAAUAGGAAGUAAUUGGACGACCUUUGAUGAUCACUUUGGUAAUAAAGACCCUGUGUGGACAGAUAAUGCACCUGUGGAUUUAUGGUCACCAAUAUCAAAUAAUCAGCAGUUCUUCAAGAAUAAUAAAGGAUUCUUCUCACCAACUAACACGGAUAAUCGGAAACCUGAUUUAAAACACAGUCCUAUUUCAUUUACAGGCGUGACUGGAUCUGUACCCUACAACACACCUCCUUAUAUUAAAUCGCAUUCUACAACUGCUAACGUUUGGCCAACUGCCUUCUCAGGAAUUCAGUCUUUUCAGUCUAAAAGAUUCCCACUUGAUGAUCCAUUUUCAUGCAAUAACGUGGCUACAAAAUAA
Messenger RNA from Trichobilharzia regenti, 1116 nucleotides. Lineage: Eukaryota; Metazoa; Platyhelminthes; Trematoda; Strigeidida; Schistosomatidae. The record is from the annotation of a GenBank genome assembly.